UAGUUCAUUGUAUUACCUGUAGAGGGAAAUGCAGUAGUGUCUCUGAUAGAAAAUGUAUACCUGCAUAUAAUUUUGAAGGUUCGAAGUGAAUUUGUAUAUUAUAUUACAAAGUUUAAUUAUUUAUGAUUAAUAUUUAAGUUUAACAUAUAAAAAUGUCUUCGUUUACGUUUGGAACGCCUACUAUAACCUCAAGUAGUUCAGGUUUUGGAUUUGGUACUCAAAGCACGUCUUUUACUUCAACGACACCUGCAACCGGAUUAACAUUUGGAACAUCAACUCCAGCUACUACCAGCAACUUAAAUUUUGGUUUUGGAGCAACACCGACAACUGCUACACCUAAUCAACCAACCGGUACAUUUUUAGGAACUGGAACAGCCACGACAACUGCAACACCAAACUUCUUUUCAACUCCGACAACUUCUACAGCUCCUUUGUUUACGGGACGCAGUUUUGGAACGCCUGUUCAAAACAAUACCUUAAAAGGGCCUUUAAAUACCACACCUGCUACAGGAGGUCUAAUGUUUGGAACUUCUACCAAUACACCGUCCUUGUUUGGUUCUGUUAGUAGUAGUGGUUUAGCAGCUACUAAAUUAACAACCACUACAACUACCACUGCAACUGUGGGUAGAGGAUUAGGUGGUUUAGAUGUUUCUGUUAAUAAUAAAGGUCUUUCUCAAGGUAGCAAUAGUCCAACUGCUGCGAAAGAAAAUUUAUUACCCAACGAACUGUGGCAAACUAUAGAUAAAUUCAAAGAAUUUGUGAAAAAACAGAAGGUUCUAUCUUCCGAUAUAGCGAGAGGUUCUGCAAGACCAUUAAAUCGUUGUGCAGAGGAUACAGCAUCGUUAAUGGAACUUUUAACAACAUUGGCAGGAUCUGUUCAACGUGAUCGCGCUUUUGCUGAUAAGCUGAAGCAAGAUACGGCAAAGGCGUUACAAAAUGCAGAAAUAGCUCAAAGAACAAAUGAUACUCCUUCUGGAUUGCAAUAUGAAAAUAACGCACCUCUUCUAUUUUUCAUAGAAUUAGCAGAGAAUUUCGAACACGACUUAAUGUUAUUUAGAUCUCAAAUUGAAACAACAGAGAAACAUAUACAAACAAUGAUGGCACCAAAGACCUUAACUCCGCAAGAACUAACAAUGGCUAUGAGUAAACUUCAUGAGUCUUUAGUCGCGGUUGCUGGAAAAUUACAAGGCGUACAUUCAAAAGUACAACAACAGAAGGAACAGUAUUUAAAUUUUAGAAAAUACGUCUUGAAAGAUAACACUAACGUUUUUGAUGAUAUUAAAACAAACGAUAAAUCAUUUGGGAACACUAUGGGAAGAAUUACCAGUGGGCCAACACCUUUUGGUCCAGGCAACAGAAGUUUCAUAUCUUCAACAGCGUUGAAUUCUACUCAAGCUGCCGGUUUAGAUGCACGAAAUUCUUUAGGGGAAAUGUAGAAGCUGUAUUUUAGUUAUUGAGUUUGGGGAAAUACGACACCAGUCCCUUCUGCUAUAAGUACAACCAUAGAUACACCCGUCAAGCCACCAACAGCUAGCUUGAACUUCAAUACGCCAACAAAUCUUACUGCACCUUUGUCAACUAUCGAAUCUAAUGCUAAUUUUCAACUACAGAAACCACCGAUUGGAAAUAAAAGAGGGAAACA
Molecule: messenger RNA, 1642 nt
Organism: Polistes canadensis
Lineage: Eukaryota; Metazoa; Arthropoda; Insecta; Hymenoptera; Vespidae
Gene: Nup58
Product: probable nucleoporin Nup58
Exons: 8
Coding region: 153-1436 (427 amino acids)
Biological process (GO): nucleocytoplasmic transport
Cellular component (GO): nuclear pore
Molecular function (GO): structural constituent of nuclear pore
Source: RefSeq, a predicted model, not a curated record